Dovyalis caffra is the source of this 462-nucleotide messenger RNA. Lineage: Eukaryota; Viridiplantae; Streptophyta; Magnoliopsida; Malpighiales; Salicaceae. The record is from the annotation of a GenBank genome assembly.
AUGCUUAAGAGAAACAAGAAGGAGACUCGAAACUAUGGGUUGAGUAAUGGCAAAAGAGGCAUUCGGUUUAGUGGUCUUGGUCAUGUAACAUUCAAGCUACUUAGUAAGGUUGAUGAAGCUACAACUAGAGAGGUAACGGGGCAUUUUGAGUGUGAAGAAGAAAUAGAUCGGGUUAACGAUAGGCUUUGGGCUGGAUUAGGGAUCACAAAUUGUGUUGAUGUAGUGGGCACGUAUCGUGGGCCGAGUGGUUGUUGGGUUGUGGGUCUAUAUAAAGAUGUGAGAGGUGGUGGGCUUUUGGAUGAGGCUAUUCGAAGAGAAAUUGGAGUUAUGUCCGCAAUAGUUCUUGGAGAAGGAGAUGAUGAUAUGGUGGUAGCAGCAACAAGAGUGCACAUUACAAGUAGUAGCAACAUGAAUAUUCAUGGUGAUACUAGGAGUUGUUGGGGAAGAGGAAUGCACGAGUAG